AUGACAGUCAAAGAGCAGAUAGUAUUUACUUCCACGGACGCGGAGAACGCAGGAGCCUCAGAUUCUGCUGAGGAGCUUGAAGUCUUCAAGAAGACUACGGAAGGUUUUAGCUUUCGCGAUGUGGGCUGGUUCAAAGCGUGCAUUCUGUUCGUGAAAGUUCUCUUCGCGACAGGCGUGCUGUCGCUGCCUUCGGCGCUGCUCUCGCUCGGUGUUGUUGGGGGUGCGAUCAGUAUCGUCGCCUGGGGCGCAUUCAAUACGUAUGCCUUUGUGGUACUGGGCAACUUUCGCUUGCGUCGCCCUCACUGUCACUCUAUUGCGGAUAUGGCGGAGGUGGUUGGCGGCGUUAUUGGGAAAGAAACUACCGGCCUUUUAUUCAUCAUCGGCUAUGUUCUCGUCACAGGUAGUGGAAUCGUCGGGGUGUCUACAGCAUUGAACGCCCUCUCGCACCAUACAGCUUGCACAGUCUGGUGGUCAUUUGUGGCGAUGAUAGUAGUAAUUGCGACGGCCUCAGUCCGUAGGCUCACCUAUAUUGGUUGGCUUACUUAUGCAGGCUUUAUUUCUAUCUACGCUGCGGUGUUGAUUGUGGUCAUAGGUGUUACUACACGAGAUCGACCGGCUGCUGCUCCCCAGAGCGGCCCCUACGACCUUGGUUAUGUGGCUAUCAACAAUCCAGGUUUCGCAUCUGCGAUGGUUACCUCUAGCACUAUUUUCGUCUCUUCCGCUGGUACGAGCGCCUUUCUCCCUAUUAUCUCAGAGAUGCGAAUCCCGAGAGACUAUAAGAAGGCACUAUACCCUUGCAUAGUGCUAGUCACCGCAUCGUAUCUUGCCUUCAGCCUAGUUGUCUAUCGUUGGUGUGGACAAUGGGUGGCUAGCCCGUCAUUGGGGAGCGCUGGUCAAACAAUCAAGAUAGUAUCCUAUAGUGUUGGUUUGCUAGGACUGGUCGUCAGCGCCAAGCUCUACCUUCAUAUUGGCGCUAAAUACCUCUUUGUAAGGAUUUUGGGCAAGACACGUCAUUUGCAGGCAAACUCAGCAGUCUAUUGGGGGACCUGGCUUGCCUGUACCGUUGUUCUAGGCGCAAUCUCUUUCCUCCUCGCUGAGGCUAUUCCUAUCUUCAACUAUCUGAUUGCUUUGGUGGGAUCUGUAUGCUUUGCUCCCCUUGCUAUAUCUCUUCCCGGAUUACUUUGGCUAUACGACCAUGGCCACUACUUGAAAGGCUCUCUUGCGCAAAAGGUCAAGUUUUUCUUUCAUAUUGGAAUGGUCCUUCUCGGUAUAUUUUUUCUCGUUGGUGCCACCUAUUGCGUCAUUUUACUUAUCAAGGCGGCCUACGCCAGUGGAACCAUUGGUGGGGUAUUCUCCUGUGCCGACUACUCGAAUUCCUCCUGA
Messenger RNA from Penicillium cosmopolitanum, 1383 nucleotides. RefSeq lists its product as uncharacterized. Gene Ontology annotation, molecular function: amino acid transmembrane transporter activity. The transcript has 4 exons. Gene Ontology annotation, biological process: amino acid transmembrane transport. Gene Ontology annotation, cellular component: vacuolar membrane. Bases 1 to 1383 code for a protein of 460 amino acids. The record is from RefSeq and is a predicted model, not a curated record. NCBI's taxonomy places the organism in Eukaryota, Fungi, Ascomycota, Eurotiomycetes, Eurotiales, Aspergillaceae.